Molecule: messenger RNA, 1062 nt
Organism: Microplitis mediator
Lineage: Eukaryota; Metazoa; Arthropoda; Insecta; Hymenoptera; Braconidae
Exons: 2
Coding region: 177-836 (219 amino acids)
Source: RefSeq, a predicted model, not a curated record
UUUCGGUAUAAGUAGAUAAUGUACAUCAUCGUAUGAUUUUUAAGUACCUUAGAGAGUGAGUAUAUAAGAGUAUGUCAGUUUGGAAGGUUUAUUUCUGAAUCAAAGGUCGAACUAGUAAUCAGUCUAGUGUUCAAGUGGAAAAGUUGCAACAAAAACUUUUAAAUAUUUUUAUAAAUAUGAAGACUAUUUUAUUCACGUGUUUUAUUGUUGUGGCAAAUUUGAGCUUACAAGUAUUUGCUACACCGCUCAUUAGCCCAAAAGAAAAUGGCAUUCGUUAUCCGAUAAUGCAAACAAUAACAGUAAUUGAUGAUAGGCCUCUUCGAUCAGUUGUCAGAUUACUAACACCUAUAAUUGGAAAUGUCUCAAUGAUUGGUCGUAAUUAUAAUGAUGUAAUCGAGGAAUAUAACCGCAUUAAUUUUGAUCAUCUAUCAAAAUUAACUGAAACUGAAGUUAAUUUCUUAGUGGACGUAAUUCUUGAAAAUUUAGAUAAUUACGAAAGUAAAAUUGCCGAAAAAUAUUAUUAUGUCCAUGAUUUUGUGAAAUUUAAACCAAGUCCUCCAUUAGUAUUCAACGGUUUUGAGAGAUUCAGAGAAGCCGCAUCAAUAGUUUUCAAAAAUUAUCAUUCUGUAAUUGAUCAAUUGUCGCAACCUAGUGAUCUUUUAAAUUUCGUUAGAUUAUACAAAAAUGAAAUAACUGCUGGAAUUGGUUUUUUAAUUAGAUUGACAGCCUAUAAGAGAGUUGAAGAUGCUUUAAAUGUGUACAUCCAUGAAAUAGUUAGCGAAGAAGUAAAAAAAGGCCCAGUCACAUCACCCGAAUAUUGGCGAAUUCUGGAUUAAAAAUAUAAAUAUUUUAUUCAUUAAAAAUUGCAAUGAUAAUGAUAAUUUGUUACAAUAAAUUGAACUCUGGUAAAUUUUUCUCAAAACAUUGAUAAGUAAUUUUUGACAAUAAUUACCUCAUAUAUAUGUAUAAACAUACAUUGUAUUUUUUAUAUAGUUUUUAUAAGUUCAUGGAUUUCUUAUCAUUAGUGUAAAUACUUGAAAUAAUAAUGUAAUAAAUAUAAUU